Molecule: messenger RNA, 1964 nt
Organism: Lobosporangium transversale
Lineage: Eukaryota; Fungi; Mortierellomycota; Mortierellomycetes; Mortierellales; Mortierellaceae
Product: major facilitator superfamily domain-containing protein
Exons: 1
Coding region: 206-1792 (528 amino acids)
Biological process (GO): transmembrane transport
Cellular component (GO): membrane
Molecular function (GO): transmembrane transporter activity
Source: RefSeq, a predicted model, not a curated record
AUUGUAUAAAUAUGUCCUGUUGCCAACUUUUUUUCUUCUUUUUUUUCUAGCCUCACUCAUCAACCCAGUCUUCUCUCUCACUCUUCCUCUCUUCCUCUCUUCCUCUCUUCCUCUCUUCUUUCUCAUCUGCAAGCACAGAAACUCGCAGACCUCUUUUCUUCCUUACUCUCACACUUUCCCUAUACUCCCUCCAUAUCAAAUCACAAUGUCCGCUGUUGAAAAAUCUGAUGAUGCUGGCUCCAUUGACCAGUCCGUCGCACAGCCAAAAGUCAGCCUUUCCAACUUGGAAGAGCAGUCCUCUUGGAACUGGUUCACUAUUCGUACCCUCAUUACCUCCGGAACUGGCUUUUUCACCGAUGCCUAUGAUGUUUUCAUCAUUAACUUGAUUGUCCCCAUGUUGGGCUACGUCUACUACAAGGAGACUAAUGGUCACAUUCCCACUGGCAUUGAAGGCGCUCUUAAAGGAAUGGCCUCUUUCGGAACCCUUGUUGGUCAACUUGUUUUUGGUUACCUCGGUGAUGCCUGCGGUCGUCAGAAGAUCUAUGGUCUGGAGCUCAUGAUCAUCAUUCUCGGAACUUUCUGCUGCGCUAUGGUCGGCUCAAACGCCAAGGGUGCCACCGUCAUCUCAUACCUUACCUUCUGGCGUUUCAUCCUUGGAAUUGGUAUUGGUGGUGAUUAUCCCAUGUCUGCUACUGUCACGUCUGAGUGGGCCUCUGCUGGUCGCCGUGGUCAGCUUAUGUCUAUCAUUUUCUCCAUGCAAGGCAUUGGAAACAUGAUGGCCUCUGUCGUCACUCUUAUUGUCCUCGCUAUCUUCAAGUCUUACAUUAUUGAGGAUGUUGAUUACCUUGACAUUGUCUGGCGUAUCUGUAUCGGUGUCGGAUGCAUCCCUGCUGUUUCCACCAUCUACCUCCGCAUGACCAUGCCCGAAUCUCCUCGUUACGCCAUGGACGUUGAGAACGAUGUUGAGAAGGCCAACCAGGCUAUUAAUCGUGCCACUGCUAAUGUAGCUCUUGAGAACAACACUAUCUCUGCUACUGAGGUCAUUGCUCAACAAACUGCCAUUGCUGACGCCAAGGCUAAGCGUAACCACGGCCGUGACUUCAUCGAGUAUUUCUCUGCUUGGGAAAACCUUAAGGUGUUGAUCGGUACCUCUUCUACUUGGUUUUUGCUCGAUAUCGCCUUCUACGGUAUCUCUCUCAAUCAGUCCUAUGUCCUGAACGCCAUGGGUUUCGUCGGCGAUGGUACGGUCUAUGACAACCUCUGGAGAACCACUCUUGGCAACUUGACUGUCUCUCUCCUCGGUUUUGUUCCCGGUUACUGGUUCACUGUGUUCUUGAUUGAGAAGAUGGGCCGCAAACGUAUCCAAUUCAUGGGUUUUGGCAUGUUGACAAUCCUUUUCAUCAUCUUGUCUGUUGCAUUCCACAAGCUGAAGACAAUUGUACCUCUUUUCGUUGCUGUCUUCACCUUGGCACAGUUCUUCUUUAACUUUGGACCCAACACCACCACUUUUGUCGUUCCUGGUGAGGUCUUCCCUACCCGCGUUCGCGCCACUGCCCACGGUAUCUCCGCUGCCGCUGGCAAGCUUGGUGCUAUCUUGGCUACUUUCCUUUUCAAUAAGGUUGCAGAGAUCGGUGGAGCCCCCGGUGAGCACGCCUUCUUGCCUCAAUUGCUUGGAAUCUUUGCCGGUGUCAUGGCUCUUGGUUUCUUGUGUACCUUCCUCAUUCCCGAGACUAAGGGUAUGUCGCUCGAGGAAAUUGAAGAGCGCGGCACCAAGAGAGCUGCCACUGCUUAAGCACCCUAAAAGAGAGAAGACUUCAAAACAAACAAUCAGUCAGAAACUUGUACACAUACCACUCUUUUCUAUUUAAUUCAUACAAUAGUUUAGGCAUUAUUCAUCUCAUUGUAAUAUAUAUAACUCAAUUAAAAGAAGAAAAAAACCAGAACAAACUAAGCUCUACUGAGGU